Molecule: messenger RNA, 1895 nt
Organism: Humulus lupulus (European hop)
Lineage: Eukaryota; Viridiplantae; Streptophyta; Magnoliopsida; Rosales; Cannabaceae
Product: delta(12)-fatty-acid desaturase FAD2-like
Exons: 4
Coding region: 170-1333 (387 amino acids)
Biological process (GO): lipid metabolic process
Molecular function (GO): oxidoreductase activity, acting on paired donors, with oxidation of a pair of donors resulting in the reduction of molecular oxygen to two molecules of water
Source: RefSeq, a predicted model, not a curated record
CACCAGACCCUCAUUCCUCUUCCCGGAGUUCUCAUUCCACCGCCGUAUCGCCGAAGCCUCGCCGCCGCAGCUGGUGAAGUUCUCAGGCGUGGGUGGUGCUGCCAUUCUCUUCAAGAAUCAGAUUGCUCUGGAUUGCUUCGCUUGUUUGUUUGAAGAAUCUACUGCAAAAAUGGGCGGCGGUGGCCGAAUGUCAGUUCCUCCGACCACCAAAAAAUCAGAGGCCGAAAGCCUCAAACGAGUACCAUACACAAAACCACCAUUCACACUUAGCCAACUCAAAAAAGCCAUUCCACCCCAUUGUUUCCAGCGUUCUGUCAUUCGCUCAUUCUCCUAUGUCGUUUUCGACCUUACCAUUGCAGCCACUAUCUACUACAUUGCUGCUCGUUACAUCCCCCUCCUUCCUCAUCACCCUCUUUCUUACCUAGCUUGGCCCAUUUACUGGUUCAUCGAGGGCUGUGUUCUAACUGGAGUUUGGGUCAUAGCCCACGAGUGUGGCCACCACGCCUUUAGUGACCACCAAUGGCUCGACGAUACCGUUGGUCUAGUCCUUCACUCUUUCCUUCUCGUCCCUUACUUUUCAUGGAAAUACAGCCACCGUCGUCACCAUUCCAAUACAGGCUCUCUUGAACGAGAUGAAGUCUUUGUUCCCAAGAAAAAGUCAGCCAUGAAAUGGUACUCCAAAUACCUCAACAACCCACCAGGCAGAUUCCUCACCCUCACCAUCACGCUCACCAUGGGCUGGCCUCUUUACUUGGCUUUCAAUGUCUCGGGCCGGCCCUACGACCGCUUCGCCUGCCACUUCGAUCCACACGGCCCAAUCUACUCGGACCGUGAGCGAGCCCAGAUAUACCUCUCUGAUGUGGGCAUUCUGGCAAUGUGUUUUGGGCUUUACAUACUUGCUAUGGCGAAUGGGUUGGCUUGGGUUCUAUGCGUGUAUGGUGGUCCAUUGUUGGUGGUCAAUGGGUUUUUGGUGUUGAUCACGUUCUUGCAACACACUCACCCAUCAUUGCCUCAUUACGAUUCUUUCGAGUGGGAUUGGCUUAGGGGAGCUUUGGCAACUGUGGACAGAGAUUACGGUUUGUUGAACAAGGUUUUCCAUAACAUCACGGACACUCAUGUGGCUCACCACUUGUUCUCUACCAUGCCUCAUUAUCACGCCAUGGAGGCCACAAAAGCUAUCAAGCCAAUACUAGGAGAGUAUUACCAAUUUGAUGGGACACCGGUGUACAAAGCCAUGUGGAGAGAGACCAAGGAGUGUGUUUUUGUUGAGCCUGAUGAAGGCGAUGACGGUGACGCCCAAGGUGUCUUCUGGUACAACAAGCUUCGGGAUUGAACAAAGUAAAUUUAUUAACUGAAAUUGCAGGUGGGAUGAAGUCAGAACUUAGCACAAUUGCCCAUCAAAAACCUAAGAAGGGAGAGAUCAGAGUUAAUAUUUCUCGAGAGUCAUAGUAGGUUUGUCCCUUGCUAUCAUGCCAAGGGUUGUUUUGGUUAUUUUUUUCUUGUUUAAUUAGAAUUAAGUAACUCUGUUAAAUUACCGUAUCUCAUAAUGUGUCCAACCAAUAUAAUACUGACACCUGAUAUUACUAGAGGAGUUUACAGCUUUUUAAUAAAAGAAAAAUUAAAUUAUGUGUCAAUAUUAUAAUUGUUAGACACAUUAUGGGAUAUCGUAAUUUGACAGGUGAUCUUGAUUCGUCUAGAAAAUAUAUUAUACUACGUGCAUCCUACAAAAAUUAAGAAGAUAGAUAAAGAUGAUCAAUCAAAAGUGUAGUUUUGAGGUUGGUUGGUUUUGUCUUUGAAAGUGGUUUUUAUUUUUAUUUUUGAUUUUUUGAUUUUUGGUUGAGUGGCUACCUCUGUUUAAUAUCAUUGAAAUAAAGUUUUGAGUUGUAUUAAGGUCA